CAUAAAGGACAUCAAUAUGUAUCAGAAAGUUUUAAAAAUUUGGCGUGGUCAUUUUUAAUGAAAUUAUUGUCAUACUUAAGUAUUACUUCUUAUACAAUGAUUAAUAUUUGUAGCACAGUGGGCAUGGCAUCAUAUCAAUGGCCAACAGUGGUCACAGUGACACCAAUGGAUCUCAAUUCUUCAUUACUUAUGCUAAACAACCCAGUCUUGAUAUGAAAUACACCAUAUUUGGAAAAGUGAUUGAUGGAAUGGAUACUCUUGAUGAUUUAGAAAAGGUACCAGUUAAUGAUAAGAAUUAUAGACCAAUUCAAGAUAUUUACUUGAGAAGAGUAACAAUCCAUGCUAACCCCAUUGCUGACUAACUAACAGGUUUAAUAACA
Molecule: messenger RNA, 380 nt
Organism: Amphimedon queenslandica
Lineage: Eukaryota; Metazoa; Porifera; Demospongiae; Haplosclerida; Niphatidae
Product: peptidyl-prolyl cis-trans isomerase-like 3
Exons: 2
Coding region: 138-362 (74 amino acids)
Biological process (GO): protein peptidyl-prolyl isomerization
Cellular component (GO): catalytic step 2 spliceosome
Molecular function (GO): peptidyl-prolyl cis-trans isomerase activity
Source: RefSeq, a predicted model, not a curated record